CCUCCUCUCCUGCACUUAACACCGGGCAGCUAGCAGCUCAGUGGCCCAGCGUUGACACGACGACACCGGGGAAGCAGCCUUCGCACUGAAUUAACCACGACUACUACCUGAAGCAGGCAACCAUACGUCAGUAAACCAUGACUAGCUACCACAAACCCGAUGAAAAGACGCUGCAAGGACUGAAGGACGUCGCUAACAAGCUCAGGAUCAACUCCAUCAAGGCAACAUGCGCCUCUAACUCAGGUCAUCCCACAUCAUGUUGCAGUGCAGCUGAGCUCAUGUCCGUGCUCUUUUUCCACGCCAUGCGCUACAAAGCGGAUGAUCCUCGCAAUCAUUGUAACGACCGCUUUGUUCUCUCAAAGGGUCAUGCUGCACCUGUCCUGUACGCUGCCUGGGCAGAGGCAGGUUUUGUGAAAGAGUCUGAGCUGGUUAACCUGCGUAAGAUUGAUUCUGACUUGGAGGGACACCCCACACCAAAAUUGGCUUUUGUUGAUGUAGCUACUGGAUCUCUGGGACAGGGUCUUGGGGCUGCAUGUGGGAUGGCCUAUACCGGCAAAUACCUUGACAAAUCCAGUUAUCGUGUGUACUGCAUGCUGGGAGAUGGCGAGUGCUCAGAGGGCUCAGUUUGGGAGGCCAUGGCCUUUGGUUCCCACUACCAGCUGGACAACCUGGUGGCUAUCCUGGAUGUUAAUCGGCUUGGUCAGAGUGAGCCAGCGCCUCUGAAGCACGACAUGGAGAUCUACCGCAAACGUUGUGAAGCCUUUGGGUGGAACACGUAUGUUGUGGAUGGACAUGAUGUGGAGGAGCUGUGCAAAGCUUUCUGGCAGGCUCAGCAGGUCAAAGGCAAACCGACCUGCAUUGUUGCCAAGACAUUCAAGGGCAGAGGCCUCAAAGGUAUUGAGGAUUUGGAGAACUGGCAUGGAAAGCCGAUCCCCAAGGACCGGGUGGAUGAAAUCCUGAAUGAUCUGCAGUCACUGAUCCAGGUGCCCAACAAAACUCUCUGCCCUGAUCUGCCCAAUGAGGACACAGCGCCAGCUGACCUUAGCCCCAUCUCACUGCCUUCACCUCCAGAAUACAAGAAGGGAGACAAGAUGGCAACAAGGCAGGCAUAUGGUGUGGCACUGAAAAAACUGGGCCAGGCAAGCCAGAGAGUGGUGGCACUCGACGGAGACACCAAAAACUCUACUUUCUCAGAGACCUUCAAGAAAGCCUUCCCUGAUCGCUACAUCGAGUGUUUCAUCGCUGAACAGAAUAUGGUAGGAGUGGCUAUUGGCUGUGCCAGCCGUGACCGCACUGUUGCAUUUGCCAGCACAUUUGCAGCAUUUUUCUCCAGGGCCUAUGACCAGAUUCGUAUGGGAGCAAUCUCUCAGACGAAUGUCAACCUGGUAGGGUCUCACUGCGGAGUCUCCAUCGGUGAGGACGGUCCGUCCCAGAUGGCGCUUGAGGACUUGGCCAUGUUCCGCGCCAUCCCAACAUGUACUGUGUUUUACCCCAGUGACGCAGUGUCCACAGAGAGAGCUGUUGAACUGUCAUCCAACACAAAGGGUAUAUGUUUCAUUCGUACAAGUAGACCAGCCACUGCAGUCAUCUAUUCCCCAGAUGAGAAGUUUGAAGUGGGUGUAGCCAAGGUGGUUCGCCAGUCUGAUGAUGACCAGGUGACUGUCAUUGGAGCUGGUGUUACUCUGCACGAGGCCCUUGCUGCUGCUGAUACGCUGGCUGCUAAAGGAAAGAACAUCCGUGUGAUUGACCCAUUCACCAUCAAGCCCCUGGAUGCUGCUACCAUUCUGGCCAGUGCCCGAGCAACAAGGGGACAGAUCAUCACUGUGGAGGACCACUACAAGGAGGGUGGUCUCGGUGAAGCGGUGCUGUCAGCAGUGGGAAGUGAGCCUGGUAUUGUUGUGACACGUCUGGCAGUGACUGGUGUUCCCCGCAGUGGAAAGCCUCAAGAGCUUCUGGACAUCUUUGGCAUCAGUGCUAAGUAUAUUGCCGAAGCUGUGACUCAGACCUUCGCAAACUAAGAACUGCACUUCAUUUUCCCUUCUCGUUUUUGUUUUAAAUCACAACAAACUUGCAGCUGCCAGGAACAACCAUGGAAAACCUAACUUUCAGUUCCUACUUGAGUUGUGCUAACCCUGUAUUAAUAUCAGAGAUGAAGGGAGAUGAGUGCAGUGCGGUCAUAGCCUGUAGUGCUGAUGGUACUCCCCUAUGUGCACCUCUUAGUAUCCUUGCCUCCAGAUGGGUUCUGCCGUUUGCUGUUAUACAUGUUUUCAGAGUCUUGUAAGGUGCACAGUUAAAAGCAUCACUGAAUACUGUACUUAAAGUGUUAUGCUGAUAGAUGAAAAGCCCAUCAUACAGCAAUGUGUCCUAGUGAUGAGCUUCAACAUCUGUGGCACCAGCCAUCAAUGCUUUCACAUUCCUGGCAAGCAUUCCUAUUGUCCUCCCUCUCAGCUGGUAGCGCUGUUACUGCUCGUCAUAUUAUCAUUUACUAGAUUACUUUUGUAAUUGUGUUCAGUAACUGCCUUCAGUGCUUGGCUAUUCCGUUUUUAAACAUCCCACUGUCUCCUGACCACACGGGUGUUGCACAACAUUUCCAGCGCUUAAGGUCACAGAGAUGCUAUUACUGCUGUAGUGUGAAUUAAAAAUAAUUCUCCCAA
This is a messenger RNA of Haplochromis burtoni (Burton's mouthbrooder), 2654 nucleotides long. RefSeq names its product transketolase b (gene tktb). Gene Ontology annotation, molecular function: thiamine pyrophosphate binding; transketolase activity. The record is from RefSeq and is a predicted model, not a curated record. The transcript has 14 exons. Bases 138 to 2018 code for a protein of 626 amino acids. Lineage: Eukaryota; Metazoa; Chordata; Actinopteri; Cichliformes; Cichlidae.